AUGUGCUACAACACACUGUCGCCGCUCGAGAACCACCACUGCGCGGUCGCCUUCGAACUCGUCCACACGCCGGCCACCAACAUCUUCGUCAACUUCUGCGACAAGGAGUUCGCCACUGUGCGUCAGAACACUGUUCGGUACAUUUUGGGCACGGACAUGGCCAAGCACACGGACAUUCUGGAGGCGUUCACGGCGAAGAUGGUGGAACACUCGCUUCGUGGCGAGAACUCCGAGGACAAUCAGUCGGUGACCACCGUCGACGCGGUUAACGGCGUCACCGCUCCGAACUUCUCCCAGUUGGCAGCCAUCUUUGACGACGACGACGAAUCGCACACUCUGACAAUGGUCGUGUUGCUGAAGAUGUGCGACAUUUCGACUGAGAUUCGACCUGAUGAAGUUGCCCAGCCCUGGUUGGAUGGCCUGAUAAAUGAGCUCGCAGCCCAGGCUUUUUUUCAAUGCACUGGCCCCUUACCAACUCCGCGCGACGCGCACGUGUCGGCGGUGGCUGCUGCGGUGGUCGCUGGGUGGGAGGCGUUGUGUCCCCCCUCGUUUGUGGUCUCAUCGAGGGUUCACGGGGGAAGUCCUCUCUUACAGCUUCUGGGCCUCUACAAUUUCGAUGUAGUUUGUGUUCUUUUGCUUCGUCGCUACCUGCUCGUGCACCACUCUGCUCAGCCUGUGGAGGUGUUGAUUCUGUUGGCAGGUGAUUGGCCAUUCCACAGAUGCUGUCGUGUUGCACUGAGGUGCAUAGAUGGUGUCAAUACUGCUGCGUCAUCUGGUUCUCCAGCUUCCCUCCUCCUCCUCCUCCUCCUCCUCCUCCUCCUCCUUCUUCUUCUUCUUCUUCUGAGGCAUCCAACUCGAACCCAC
This is a messenger RNA of Mesocestoides corti, 864 nucleotides long. The record is from the annotation of a GenBank genome assembly. Lineage: Eukaryota; Metazoa; Platyhelminthes; Cestoda; Cyclophyllidea; Mesocestoididae.